Molecule: messenger RNA, 4280 nt
Organism: Mobula hypostoma (lesser devil ray)
Lineage: Eukaryota; Metazoa; Chordata; Chondrichthyes; Myliobatiformes; Myliobatidae
Gene: txndc16
Product: thioredoxin domain containing 16
Exons: 21
Coding region: 865-3417 (850 amino acids)
Source: RefSeq, a predicted model, not a curated record
CUCUAGGAAGAGGUACAGUCGACGUUUCGGGCCGAGACCCUUCGUCAGGACUAGCAACUUUUAUGUGUGUUGCUUGAAAUUCCAGCAUCUGCAGAUUUCCUCGUGUGACCAGGUUUUCUGGAAUCCUUUGCUCUUGGAACCACACUAGUAUUUUUUAAAUUUAGAAAAUGCUGCAAAAACCAUUUCUAGAGAGACAAUCAAGGUAACGUUUCAGGUUUCCAAUUCUUUAGUACGGGAAAACUAGAUUUUGUAAAAAAAUAGGGAGGGGAAGUAAAAACAAAAGGAAAGGAUGCUGGUUUAAGUUAACAUGGGAAAGCGAUGAGAUGAAUAGAACAAAAGUAGGUGUUGAGAAAGUGUAAGUGGCAUUAGCAGAAUCAUCGCCAAUUGAUGUUAUCUGAAACAUUGGAGAUAGUAGUUAUAACCUGAAUUUAUUCAACCCAAUUGAAAGAUUGAAGCAUUCAUUCUUUUUCUUUCUUUCCUUACUGAUCUGCUGGAGCUGUUGCACGUUUCCAGCACUUUCUAUUUUCAGCCCCGUGUUUAGCCUGGAGAGUUAAAAAGGUCUGAUUUGAAAUAUGGAGUUAAGUGUCAUAAAAUAAUGCCAUGUUUCAAUGGAAAACUACUGGAAGUGGAGAAAUCAAAGUGGGACAGUGUGGAAAAUCACAUUGACAGCUGUUGCACGUUUCCAGCACUUUCUAUUUUCAGCCCCGUGUUUAGCCUGGAGAGUUAAAAAGGUCUGAUUUGAAAUAUGGAGUUAAGUGUCAUAAAAUAAUGCCAUGUUUCAAUGGAAAACUACUGGAAGUGGAGAAAUCAAAGUGGGACAGUGUGGAAAAUCACAUUGACAGAUUGAAAUAAAGAAAAAUUUUGAUGAGGAUUUCAUUCAAAUUAUACGAGCAAUUCGGAGAUCAUUGUUGCCUUCAACCGUCCACUGAAAUGGCUCAAGGGCAGUACUAUCUUUAUGUAUUUUUGUUGUGUACUGGUCAGUUAAGUAUCCUUGAUGGUGUAAAGAUCCCUCACGAUGCAAAUCAGCAACACUUCGCCAGCAUCCUGCAGACGGGAAAACCUUCUCUAAUAUACUUCAAAAGAAUAAUAAACCCAGAAAUCAACUUAUUCCUUCAACAGCUAGAAAAGUCAUCAGACUCACUUAAGGAGUAUGGAGUUACAGUGGUUCAGGUUGAUUGCAACAUAGAAAACGUGCCAAAAUAUUGUGAAAAUGACCAUUAUCUGAAGAAAGCCUACCUUUUCUGGGGUAACAUAAUGCUUCGGAGCUUUGCAGUUGAUGCAUUAUUUGAUGUUGAUGCAAUUGUAGCGAAUGUUUUAUUUGUUUUGUUAUUCAAUGAAAUAAAGUACGUAUCCUCAUUGAUGGAGCUUCAUGACAUUGAAAAUGACUUGAAAGGACGAGGUGAUGUCAUAGUUUCAUUUGUACCAGCAAUAGGAGUUCCAGAGCACAAAGCCAUAAUGGAAACUGCUUUUGUUUACGGUGCCAAGUAUCAAUUUGUAUUAACUACAGAACACAGUGUCUUAGAAGACCUAGAUCUGGAAGAUUCAGAUCAGCUGUCAGCAAGGCUUUGGUUCUGUCAUUGCAAGAUGGUAACAGAUAGGACUCAGCCAUGCAAGAGAUCUUUACUUGAACAGCCUCUAACUACUGUGAAUAUACAUUCCUACCUCAAAGUACUGGAGGCGCCACUCGUGAUGGAAUCUUCUGUUGGACCAGAGGAAGUCUCUACAGUUCAUACACAAUUAAGGAUGCCAGUUAUAUUUCUUUUCACACAAAGAGAGACUUAUGAGUAUGACCGAAUAACUGCUGAAUCCCUGGCCUGGCAGCUACUUGGAAAAGCAGGAGUUAUUUUAGUGCCAAGGGCCCAGCUCCAGCCUAAUGUGCCAGAAGGUGUGACUGUAGGAUUCAGAUCAGCUGAAGGAGAUUCAUCCAUCAGCUAUUUAGUUGUGACAUCUGUUGAAGAAAUUGUUGACCUAGUUAAAAGCGAAAGGAAACCGAUACCAACUUCUGAGACAGAUGAGGAAGAAGAAAGUGAAGAUGUGGAUUUCAGAGUUAUUCAAGAUGACGAAGUAGCAGAAGCUAUAUACAGAAAUAGAUGGAGAGAACGUGAUGUGGACUUAAUUCCAGCACUAACAGACAGAAGUUUUCCUCAAAGUUUGUUGGCAACUCCCCACGUUGUAGUUCUCUUCUAUACUGCUUGGGAUGCCGUAUCGAUGGUAUUUUUUCAGUCUUAUGUGGAAGUUUCUACCAGACUUGCAGACCUAAAGGAUGUUUUACUGGCCCGGGUUAACUGUGGAGACUGGCCAGAUAUCUGUUCAACUGAGAGCGCCACACAGUUGCCUGCUGUGAAAAUUUAUAGUCAUGGAGAGGACCCUUUAUUCUACACUGGAAUGUUGGGAACACAAAACUUGUUGAAGUUCAUUAUGCUGAGUAGGCUGGCUAAUCCUGCCAAAUUAACAACAACAGAAGAUAUUGAAGCCUAUCUAAGUGGAGAUCUCAAACUGUAUCAGAACGUUUCUGUUGUAGGAUUAUUCAGUCCAGACCUGGACAAAGAGCAUGUUGAUUUUAUUAAGGCAGCUAAUUCCCUGCGGGGCAUUGUGGCCACUGGAUGUUAUAUAGGGAAUGACUAUCCAUAUCUCUCCCAGAGAUUUGGUGUGGUCCCACCAGCUCUUGUGUUUGCGAAGCAUGAGAAGUCUCACAUAGAAGGAGUUCAGCUUGAGAAAUUUCACGCUAAAGAGAUUGUAUCUGCAAUCAAAAGUUCAAUGUUGGAAAGAUUUCCUGAGCUCACGGUGGAAAAUCUCCCUACUUUCUACCGACCACUGAAACCAUUACUCAUUCUGUUUACUGAUGAUGAUGACACUGUAACUGAGAAAGCCAAAGAAGAACUUGCAGAAUUUACCAAAUUAAGACAUACGAAGAAUUAUACCACAUGCUGGAUUGAUCUGCGAAAGACACAAGUUGGAGAAGAGAUUCUUCAAAUAUACUUGAACUACCUUCCACAGCUACCAGCUCUCAUCUUAGUGAAGAUUGGCUCUGGAAGCCUUGUAUUUGCAUUUCCUGAAGGGCAGAUUAUUUCAAGGGUGAAUGUGCUUCACUGGCUAAAGAAGGUGCAGCAGGGACAGGAGGAACCCAACAAUCUCCUGCAGGAUAAGGAAUGGACACCUCCACAAACUGCUUAUGACUUUCUGGCCAUUAUGGAUACUGUACGUCCUGGAUUUGCAAAGCAGAGGACACCGAGUUCUGCAAAGCAGGUUGAUGCCUGUGAGGGAGAAGACAAGGCAGAACUGACGAGUGAUGCUGAUGAGGAAGAGGAUGACACAGUAUCAGCUGCAGAGCCUGAAGGAGAUUUCUUGCCCAAGACAUUGCCCAGAUCUCCAGUUCAGGACAAGAAGACGCAGCAUAAACUGCACAGUGAAUUAUAAUAAGAGAGCAGAAUUCACAGUUCCUCAUGUUAUCAUUUAUCUUAUUUGAUGGAUAACGUAAUAUGAACCUGAAUAUUAUAUAGCAAAGCAUGUAACCUACUGCAUAAUAAACUUAGAUUAACCUUGCAAAACAAUUUAGCAUUUUCUAUAAAAAAAACAAGCAAAAUGAACUCCAGCCCUUUGCAUUCAAGCUAUUGUCAUUGCUUGGAUGGCCUUGUAAUACAUUCCUUGUAACAGAUAUUUCUUGUAACAUAUGUUCUCAUUUUGGAAAAAUGCUGGAAUCGGAAGCAGUAGCAGAAAUCCUGGAAGAGCUCAGCUAGUGAAGCAGCGUCUGUGGAAAGAAAAACGUUAACAGUUCUCAUCAGUAUCCCUUCCUCUGAAUUGAGGGGUUGGGGAGGAGAGUGAAGGGUUAGCAGUUUACAAUCUGGGCUGGGGGCAACAGUGAGGUGUAAGCAAAAGACGAUAUGGCGGCAGGUAAUAUAGAGCAAGUCUCAAAGGCACUUCAAAAUGUCUUGCUAAUGGUUACACAUACUCUUUAUUUCCUGAUCUGUCUUCAAUCUCCUGGUGCAAGGUUUUGACCUGAAGAUGCUGCUCAACCCACUAAGGGAUGCCAAUUUUUCAGAUUUUAACAAACACACUAUAGAAGUUGUGGAAAUGUGUAGACUUUCAAAAAUAAUUUUAUAAAUACUGAUGAACACAAGCAAUUGAUUGUGACCCAGAUGAUGAUUGUUUCACAGGCACAGGUUGAAUACUUUAGUAGUGGACUGUAUUUGCAAAUUAUAAAUAUUUUAUGAUUAGGCCUGCAUAUAAUUUGUAUGACUUCAUUGCAUAUGUUUAAUUUGAAUAGAAAAAGGAGAAUAUUA